CGUCUCCAGCCGGCUCCCCGCACUCUCUCGCUCGCUCUCUUUAUCGCCUCCUUUAACUGAAGCUCGGCCUCCUCUCCUGCGCUCCUUCCUCCUCCGCUCCGCUGCCAUGGCGAACGUCGUGGAUACUAAACUAUACGACAUCCUCGGCGUGUCUCCUACAGCCACGGAGAACGAGCUGAAGAAGGCAUAUCGCAAAUUGGCAAAAGAAUACCACCCUGAUAAGAAUCCCAACGCAGGAGACAAGUUUAAGGAAAUCAGCUUUGCAUAUGAGGUGCUAACUAAUCCAGAGAAGAAGGAUCUGUACGAUCGCUAUGGAGAGCAGGGCUUGCGUGAGGGUGGCGGUGGAGGAGCCGGAAUGGAGGACAUCUUUUCACACAUCUUUGGUGGAGGUCUGUUUGGCUUCAUGGGCGGUCAGAGCAGCAGAAGCCGAAAUGGGGGCCGGAAGAGAGGAGAGGAUAUGGUGCAUCCACUGAAGGUGUCUUUAGAAGAUCUUUACAAUGGCAAAACUACUAAACUACAGCUCAGCAAGAAUGUCCUGUGUAGUGCCUGCAAUGGUCAGGGUGGUAAGACUGGGGCAGUUCAGAAGUGUACCACAUGCAGAGGAAGGGGCAUGCGGAUCAUGAUUAGACAGCUGGCUCCUGGCAUGGUCCAACAGAUGCAGACAGUGUGCAGUGAUUGCAGCGGAGAGGGGGAGGUGAUCAGUGAGAGGGACCGCUGCAAACAAUGCGAGGGCCGCAAGGUGAUUAAGGAGAUGAAGGUUUUGGAGGUUCAUGUGGAUAAAGGAAUGAAACAUGGUCAGAAGAUCACAUUCAGUGGAGAAGCAGACCAAUCCCCUAACACUGAACCUGGAGAUAUUAUACUGGUGCUGCAGGAGAAGGAGCAUGAGGAGUUUCGCCGUGAUGGUAAUGAUCUACACAUGAGCCAGACCAUUGGCCUGGUGGAGGCGCUCUGCGGCUUUCAGCUAACUCUUACACACCUUGACGGCCGACACCUGCUCAUUAAGUACCCUGCCGGCAAAGUCAUAGAGCCAGGUUCUACUAGAGUUGUCCGUGGUGAGGGAAUGCCCCAGUACAGAAACCCGUUUGAGAAAGGAGAUCUCUACAUCAAGUUUGAUGUGCGGUUCCCAGAUAAUGGCUGGAUCAGCACAGAGAAACUUACGGAGUUGGAAGAUCUGUUACCAUCACGUGAGGAGGUGCCAGUCAUCUCAGCUGAUACAGAAGAGGUGGACCUGCAGGAGUUUGACAUGAGUCAGGGCUCGUCUGGAAGUCACCGACGCGAGGCUUAUAACGACAGCUCGGAUGAGGAAGGGGGUCCACACGGCCCGGGAGUGCAGUGCGCUCACCAGUAAAGUCCCACACGUCCACAGUGUUUUUCCUGGGAAAACUCUUGAUUCUUGAUUCCAUUUGAGUUGGACAAACUCUUGAACCCCCAAAUCAUUGAUUGCACAGUGUAGUGACCACCCAUUCACAUCUGCUAAGACUGGACGUUAAAAUAGAAAAACAACCUUGCAGGCAGAACACAUCCACUAAUAUUUUAAAUUGAUGACAGGAGGAGAAAAGUAGAGGCAGAAUGAGAAGAGUAUUUUAUUUCAUGUCGCAUUUGUCAUUGUAGACUUUUACAUACUGUAUACAUGUUGACUGAAACUUGAAAUAUUAGGGGGGGGGGGGACUGACUUUGUGUAUAGGAUUUAAGUUAUGAUUGGUAUAUACACACGUACACACAUACACACAACAGUGCACAGACAUGUACACACACACAGAAUUGUGAAAAAGACUGCAUUAUGUCUGAAUGGAGACAGAGACAGUGAUGUUACCACUGUGGAAGUAUCAAUAAAACAUUUAAACUUGUGUCUAAA
Messenger RNA from Astyanax mexicanus (Mexican tetra), 1855 nucleotides. It is a transcript of the gene dnaja2b, whose product is annotated as DnaJ heat shock protein family (Hsp40) member A2b. The record is from RefSeq and is a predicted model, not a curated record. Gene Ontology annotation, cellular component: cytosol; cytoplasm. The transcript is spliced from 9 exons. Gene Ontology annotation, biological process: protein refolding; response to heat. Bases 107 to 1348 code for a protein of 413 amino acids. Lineage: Eukaryota; Metazoa; Chordata; Actinopteri; Characiformes; Acestrorhamphidae. Gene Ontology annotation, molecular function: Hsp70 protein binding; ATP binding.